Molecule: messenger RNA, 4922 nt
Organism: Neolamprologus brichardi
Lineage: Eukaryota; Metazoa; Chordata; Actinopteri; Cichliformes; Cichlidae
Source: RefSeq, a predicted model, not a curated record
AACUGAGAACUGAAGAAAGCCAGGGGGCACCUGGCUGUGAGCUGUCACCGCUGCCCCGCGUCUCUUCCACCGACCGACACUGUCACCCGCAGAGGCGGAUCUGACUGCGAGGACCGAGCCGCUCGGUUGACCCCCCCCCCACACCCACGCCACCUCCAAGACCUACACGCGCGCGCUUCAGGCUUAAGCAGCCCUCCUCAUAUUCGGUCAGGUCUAGCACAUUGCUACCUCUGAUCCAUCCAAAAUGGCUCCUACUCUGGCCACGGCCUUCUCCCGCCGCUGGUGGAUGGCGGUUACAGCAGUCAUUGAGAACCUGCUUUUCUCUGCUGUGCUUCUUGGCUGGUCGUCCCUGCUCAUCAUGCUCAAGUCGGAGGGCUUCUACUCUUACCUGUGCAAAGGACGAGAAAACAGCUCCAGCUUCAACUUCUCCAACACAUCCACCCCUGCAGCCAAAGGUGCAGAAGAAGAGUACUUGGAAAUGAACAACUGGCCCAUCUGCAAAGACCAGGAUGAGAUGCUGAACCUGGCUUUUACUGUGGGUUCCUUCUUGCUGUCAGCCAUAACUCUGCCCCUGGGUAUUAUCAUGGAUAAAUACGGGCCGCGGAAGCUGCGACUGUUGGGGAGUGCCUGCUUUGCCUUCUCCUGUCUUCUCAUCGCCUAUGGUGCCAGCGACCCCAACAAUCUGUCCAUCCUGAUCUUCUUCGCAUUGGCGUUGAAUGGGUUUGGAGGCAUGUGCAUGACCUUCACUUCACUGACGCUGCCCAACAUGUUUGGAGAUCUGAGGUCGACCUUCAUUGCCCUGAUGAUUGGAUCCUAUGCUUCCUCUGCUGUCACUUUCCCUGGCAUCAAGGUGAUCUAUGAUCUGGGUGCCACAUUCAUCUCCAUCCUUCUGGUUUGGGCCGGCUGUGCCUGCCUCGUCUUCUUGAACUGCUUCAUCAACUGGCCUUUGGAGCCCUUCCCUUUUGAUCUCACCCUGACUUCUCUCAUUUCCUCUGCAGCUCAGAGCUUCAUGAAGAGUAUCUUCAGUCCCAUCUUCUUGCUGAGCCUUAUCACCAUGUGUGUCACUCAGCUGCGCCUCAUAUUCUACAUGGGAGCCAUGAACACUAUCCUGGAGUCCCUAACAGGCAGAGACCUCAGCACAGUGAGCGUGUACACCUCCAUCUUUGGCGUGCUCCAGCUCCUGUGUCUGGUCACCUCUCCUGUCAUUGGCUACGUCAUGGACUGGAAGCUUAAAGACUGUGAGGAUGAAAACGACAAGAGCACCAAGAGAGAGCCUGGUCAGCCCCGUCGCCCUGACAAACGGAUCCAGAAGAUCGUCAAUGCCACCAGAGCUUUUAUCUUCACCAACAUACUCCUUGUUGGCUUUGGAGUCACCUGCAUCAUCCCCAACCUCCCACUUCAGGUUGUCUCCUUUGUCCUGCACACUAUUGUGAGAGGCUUCAUCCACUCUGCAGUUGGCGGGCUUUAUGCUGCUGUGUAUCCAUCCUCUCAGUUUGGCAGCCUGACAGGCAUGCAGUCUCUGAUCAGCGCUCUGUUCGCCCUGCUCCAGCAACCUCUCUUCAUGGCCAUGGUGGGACCCCUGGAGGAAGACCCCCUAUGGGUGAACGUGGGUCUCCUGGUGCUGAGCAUGCUGGGUUUCUGCCUGCCCUUCUACCUGCUGUACCACAGCCGCCAGCUCCAGCGCCUCCGAGACGAACGUGACAAAGAUCCCAAGAUCUACGUUAAGAUGAACAACGGCAGCACGCCCGAGGCCUGCGUGUAGACGGGCAUGAAGAUGAUUUUUUACAAAGUAGAUGAGCUAAACUAAAGAUGGAGGGGACUGAGGUCACGUUUCUGUGGGACAUGUGACGAACGAAUUCACUCUGAGACCGCUGCACCUCACACUCACAAAUCUUACAUUCCGCAUGCUCACACAGAUGCACACACUUUCACCAUCAUACUGACACCCAUAUGUGACUGAACACCACUGUGACACCUCCUUCACCCUCUCUGUGAAGAACCCCUAACACACACACACAUUCUUUCCACAUGGAGAGCUUUCAGUUCCUUGACUUCACCCGUGAACUGAGGAGAAAACUGACUAAAGGGAGAGAAAAGAAGCAGCUGCUUCAGCCUCCCCAAAGGUUCCUCCUCUCUCAUUUUUUUCUUCAUGUCUGCCAUUUUGUAUUUCAUGCUGGUUUAGCUUCUCCUAGUCCUACUUAAGAGACCACAGGAGAAGAAGAUGCCAAAACAAAUGUUAGUGGCAGUGUUCAAAGGUUUUAGACAUUUGCUUUAUGAUUGCCCAGGAUGGUCUGUUUUUUGUUUUGGUGAGAAGAAGCACACAUACUUAGACCCACUCAGCACGCUGGGCCACGGCAUCUCCGUGCUCUCUUGUGCACAAGGGCAUUAACUCAAUAAGAACCCACAGACAGCAGCACUGGUAGCAGUUUAGAUGGAAACCUGGACAGGUUUGAGCUCAGCGCACGAUACACAGCCUCAGUGUGUGCGUGACUGGGUUAGACACACACUGCAUGAUGCCAGCGAUGGUGCUGGUCCUUUAUUACUGUUGCCAUUAUUUUUCUUUUGUUUUGUUUCUUUGUCCAUAUGUUUGAAAUAUGUAACCUUUUUUUGUAUUUACUUGCAAUAUGAUCUUGGAUGUGUUAGGUGUUUAUUUCUUUUGCAUGAUUUCAAGCUAUUAAGGUGGAAAUGAUUUUAGACAUAUUGUGUUUUCAAAGGUUGGUGUGGUUGCUAGGUGAAUUUUAGGAUCUUGAUUGGUUGUAGCAAUAAGUCUUCGGCGAGGUAUAACAUGCUGAAAUCCGGACAGACAGGACAUUCAGUUGACUGCAUUUCCAAAUCACAAAAAGGUGCUAGUUUAAUCACAGACAUGUGUCAGUUGCAUUUGCUUUAAGGCACUGUUAAGGUCAUGAGAUUACCAACUUAAGGCGUGUUCCAAAGAAUCAGUCAGAUUAUGUUUUGCUUGGUAUCACUUCUGCUUGGUCACACAAACUCUGGGAUUCUUGAAUUCACCUCUUACAGACAAAGGGAGAUUUAGCUUGAUGGUAGCAGAGUGAAACAGACACAAUCUUCCAGCUUCUGAGAAAAGACACCAGCGUUCUGAGACUAAGUACAGACAAUAAAGCAGUCUUUGUCUUUCAAGCAGAAGCCCAGAACAGAAGCAUGGAGUGUGUAGACGAUGGAGCAGGGAGAUAAUAAUUCAGUCUGCUGUCCUCAAAUGUCAUACAGAGAAGCUCCUUUGACAUGCCCCGCCCCCAACUUGCAGUACGGUGACAGAGGCACAUCCAAAGACAGCCUCAUGACCCUCAGAGUUCCUCACUGUGACAGGGGUAGUGGAUCCGGGUAGCAUUUAGCCCCGCUCUUCCUCCCAUCUAGCCAUCAUCCAUUCAUCUAUCCUUUCAUCUGUGCUACCUACUCAAGCACACCUUAAAAUGUUUACUGGCAGAACUGAGAGACAAAGCUCUGCAGCCAUCAUAUGCUCCCAGCGAAUGACUUCCUUAAGACAAGAACGGCACACGAUGCACUUUAGAGCCUCUAAAACGGACCUGCCUGCCCAUGUAUCUAUCACACAGUGCAUGGCUGCUUAUGGAUGGUGCAUGAUGCAAAGAAUGUAGACUCUGAAUUUAAAAUCUAGAUUUGUAAUUUACAAUUCAGUUAUUUUUGUAUAAUGCCCUUGCUUCACACGUUCCUUUUAUUGCCUUUUUGUGCUUGGACAGUGGGGCAGAGACUCGUCUUUCAGUUCUGCAACCUUCACAGGACGAACCAGUCGCAACAAUCUCAUCCUUGAUGAACUAAUUAAGGUUUAAAGAAUCAGUAGAAGACUGUAUGGGUUAAAGUUGGUGCAGAAAUGAUUUUAGUUGGAUGACGGGGAAAAAGUGUGCAUUUGUAAUUAAAGGUGUUUGCAUCUCUUUAUCUAAAUGAAUGGUGGCCUUUUUGGUCAUAUAUUACAAUCCUGACUGACUGUAUUUUUCAUAAAUGCAGAUCUUAUUUCAUACAUCCACAUGUCUUGUUGUUUGGAGCAGUUAGCUAGCACAAAAGGUAUUGGAUAUAUCAGACCUGAACAGAUCUAAAUAUUUAUCAUUCUGCCAUCUUUAUUUGUAUUUUGUAAAUUCAGAUCCACACAAAGACAACCUCUCAAUAACAGUUUUGUGCUUGUGGGAUACAACACAAUGGAUUUUUUUUUUAAUGGAAAUGUAAAGAAUGUAGAGUCAGUGCUCAUAUCGUCACUUAAAAUGUACAGUUUUUGCCUUCUAAAACCUUAUUUGUGGUACAGUUGUCCUUCAUAUGAUUAAAGCCCUAUCUGGACUCCAUAGAGAGUGGCUCUGGUAGCGUGCUGGUGUUUCCUGUAACUUAAAGAAGUGUCCUCUGAGUACAAGCUUGUGCAGGAAUAACAUCACAUGUAAAUGUCAUGUGAAGACAGACACUUUGUGGACGAGUGAGUUUAUUUUUUUCACAAACUGUAAACCAAUCAGCACUUUUCCUUCAUCGGUGUACCUGAAACACCUCACCCCAUCCUCCCGGCAUCCUCACCUUCAUAGCUUAACCCGAACUUCUGAUAAUUGGAAUUGGUUUAUUGAUCGAUGUAUUGAUGACUUAUUUGUUUUUUUUUCUCAUGAUGAAUUCCCAGACAACCUUUCUGUGUGUUGUGUUUUAUGUCACUGUGUACUGAUAGAAAAUCUAGAUUGGAGCUGAAACUCUGACAUUUUUUUUAUCUACCUACCAUGCUUCAUUUUAGUUUUUCUGUCUUUUAUUACGCUUCUUUGCCUCCGAUGUUUACAAGAAUGUCUUUGUAUUGUCUUACAGUGUAUGUUGGUUUUUCUUUUGUCUUGUACCACAGUAUAGCCAUUGUCUUGGACUUUCCAACAGAUGCUGUUUCAACUAAAAAAAAAAAAAAUCAAUAUAUGAAGCAAAAUAAACAAUAAUUUGUA